This is a messenger RNA of Mya arenaria, 5884 nucleotides long. RefSeq lists its product as uncharacterized. The record is from RefSeq and is a predicted model, not a curated record. The transcript has 12 exons. Lineage: Eukaryota; Metazoa; Mollusca; Bivalvia; Myida; Myidae. The coding region runs from base 564 to 5738 and encodes 1724 amino acids.
AAGUGUUAGGUUUUCUACUUUUGGUUUAAAAUGGUUAAACCUAUGUAUUUUGGAAAAUACGCUGGUAAAUACAGUUGUUAUAGGGGCGAAUUAUAGCAUGAUCGUUUCAUACGAUACUGGAAUAUUGUCGAUAGCCGUUCGUUACAUUUGAUUGUUUUCAAUUAAGCCAGGACAAAGCUUAAGAAUAGCUAGAUCUUGAUUUAAAUAAAGCUUUCGGUCAAUUGUAACCACGGCCCCCAGGUCCGGGAAAUAGCGGGGACGUUGACUUUGGCCCACGUCGCCCUGCGGAGACGAACUGCUAGUAAAAUCCCCACCAAAUGCCCGCGCACCCCUGGGACUCUACGUAUUUUUGGCGCGAAGACAAACCCACCGCAUUCACCCACCCGGCACUGUUGGGCCACCUGGAAGGUAAAAACUCGGCAAAUUUCCCCGGCUAUCUCCGGUAUACCCCCGGACCUGGGGGGGGGGGCGUGGUUACAACUGACUGAUGCAUUAUUUGCAUGGAAAUACAAGUAUAAAUGAGAAUCAGGUUGAGCUAUAGACGCAAAAUUAGUUAGAAGAGGAUGCCGCUCCGGUGUUGCGCAUGCGCGGCUGAUGUCGGGCUACAACCGGAAACAUGCCCAGUAUGUCACAAGGGGUUUUGUCUGAGUUGUUGCGCAAUGAAAGCGAAAAUGACGUCCCAUCCGGUUCGUAAGCGGAAGUGCGAGUGUGACGCAUUCAUCACGCUUAAGGGAGGCCCGGUCACCGAUCCUGUGGUGACUCGCCCAACGCACUCCAGUAUUGAGGCCCCGACAAGCGUGAAAGGUAAUAACGGCCAAAUCAAUAGCAAUGACUUGACACGACCGGCCGAUACAAGAAGGACCAGCUUGAACGCACAAACAAUGCAAAACAAUCGAACUGCCGUCGCCAAUAACUAUCAAGGGUAUUCUACCUUUAGCAAGACUGUAGGUAAUAAAAACAAAAACAUGGUACAGGAUGCACAUGUGUCCUCACAUGGUGAUUUCGACGAUGACUUCUACGACGAGGAUAUCCCCUGGGAGAACGGUAGUGGCAAUGGUCAGGGAAAUUAUUCCCACUACAGAGGACAUCAACCAAGCCAAAGACAAACCAAGAAAUCAGGUUCUGAAUUUUCUUCUUACCAAAGAAAUGUAGACUUCUCUAGACGUCCUGAAAGUUCCGACUUCCGUGAAGAUCAAGGUCGUCAGAGCGAUCGCAGUUAUCCCCAGUUCCCUGACGAUCAAAUGUUUUAUGACGACCGGGGAUAUCCUGAUAUUCCACAGUUCCAGGAUGGUGCAUACAGGCAGGGUGACGAGUAUGAUCCGACAUAUCAAAACUACCCAGAGGAUUUAGGCGAACCAUAUCACCAAGGUGGAUAUCCAACGUCCUCAUUUCCGGAAGGUUCACACCAUUCAUAUGAAGAAUCAGGCGAUCCAUAUCACCAGGGUGUAUAUCCAACGUCGUCCUAUUCGGGAGAUCCACAAUCUUCAUAUAAACAACAAGGCGAUCCAUAUCACCAGGGUGGAUAUUCAAGGCCGCCCUUUUCGGGAGAUUCACAAUCUUCAUAUAAACAACCAGGCGAUCCAUAUCACCAGGGUGGAUAUUCAAGGCCGCCCUAUUCGGGAGAUUCACAACCUUCAUAUAAACAACCAGGCGAUCCAUAUCACCAGGGUGGAUAUUCAAGGCCGCCCUAUUCGGGAGAUCCACAAUCUUCAUAUAAACAACCAGGCGAUCCAUAUCACCAGGGUGGAUAUUCAAGGCCGCCCUUUUCGGGAGAUUCACAAUCUUCAUAUAAACAAUCAGGCGAUCCAUAUCACCAGGGUGGAUAUUCAAGGCCGCCCUUUUCGGGAGAUUCACAAUCUUCAUAUAAACAAGGACAUUCAAGGUCAGACAACACAGGGAACUCCCUACACCAACAGGGAUAUUCUGGGUCAUCUACCCAGGUAGAGUUAAAGGCGUCCAAUUUCCAACGUUAUUCCAGAUCCCAGUACCCUAGUGGGAGCUUUGGUAGCCAGGGAGAAGGAUCUUACCAACAACGAUAUCCAGCCAUUACGGAGGAAGAACUUCUUCAGGACGAUACGCCAGCAUAUGAUGAUAUUCCCUACGCCUUGAUAAUCGCUGGCCACAUUAGCGAGAAACAGUUGAGGAUUGCUAAAUUGAAACAGGAGCAGAAAAAUCUGCUUGAAAGGAUUCAGACGCAAUAUAAAGAAACAACUUUUGUCACGCAAAAUCAAACAGAACGCGAUAAAAAUCAUGGACAUCAAAGACAAAUAAAUGUUGGCAAUAGAGAACGGGAGACUGGAGAGCUAAAGAACGUUGUAGGCGAUGAUGAGACCGAAAUAACACAUAGAGAAGAAAACGACAUAGAUGACAUAGCAAAGAACAAUUUAAAGAAGGAAGAGCUCCCCAAAGAAAAGGCACAACUAUCUGGAAACAAUACAUCGUACAAUAGCCAUUACAAGCAAGACAUGAGGUCUGUCGCGGAAGAUGAGGUUGCAAAAGACGAAAAGUCAUCUGGAGAAAGAGUCACCACACCUGGAAAUGAACGAGCUUCCACGGGUAGUGUUGGUCUGACACCAGUGUCUUCCAUGCCACAUUCUCUCCCUCCGUCUGAUACAAUGGGAACAAUGGGAGGGAGCGCCAAUAUGACAAAGCAUAAAAACAAAACUCAACAAGGACAAUUAAAGCCUUCGUUGAGCGAGUCUCGGGAUGACUCAAGUGAUGAUGAUGUUGUUCCAACUGCGAUGGAAACCCUGAGAAAAGGGAAUAAAACUUCAGAAGAGGAAAAGUCAUCUGGAGAAACAACCACACAACAACAAAGUCGACGAGGUUUCACAGCUAGUAUUGGUCUGACACCAGUGUCUGCCCGACCACCAUCUGUCCCUCCGUCUGAUACAAUGGGAACAACAGGAGGUAGCAACAAAAUGACAAAGAAUAAGAACAAAAAUCUAACUCCUUCGAGGUCAACUGGCCAACGUAACAAAAAUGGCGACAAAGAAGAACACGCACAGGGUCAACGCAUGCUCUUGGUUUUUUCCUUUGAUCCGCUUGAUAAUGAAGACAAGAAAGACGCCGGCGCAAAGGAUGAGGAUAAAGGGUCACCCGGAUUUAGUGUAGUAAUUGCAAUGGGGAGAUCCGCAAAGAGUCACCAUAGGGCGUUCGAGCAACUCAGACAUUCCAAGAGCGGCGCUCAACCCUAUUGUGCAGGUUGCGGUCGGCGGGACUGUCGAGGAGAAAACCUACGUGCAAUGAGGGCCCUGAUCACGUGUGCCCAAAAGGAGGGUUAUGAGGUGCGGGAUGUCGUCCCUGACGGGAAUUGCAUGUUCGCCGCUGUUAUCGAUCAACUAGAGAUGUUAGGAGACAGCCGUUUUGAUGCGAAAUCACUGCGUUUGGCAGCCGUCACGUGGUUGAUGGAACAUCCGAACGUCGGGGAGGGGCAGGGAACACACUACCGGGACUUUAUGGCGGAGGACUGGGAUAAAUACAUCAGUAGAAUGAUGAACGACGGCGAAUGGGGAGACCAUAUAGCGCUGGUUGGCGUCGUCAAUGUGACCGGACACAGUGUGCAGGUGCUCGACGCCCAGGGGACGGAAGCCGCGUGGACCAUCCAUGACCCUGAGCCGGGCGCUCAUGCGCACACCACAGACCACGUGUUGGUCCUCGGGCACGUUGGAGAGUUUCAUUACACCAGCCUCCGACCCGCCCAACUGCAAGAUACACCAGUUGAAUAUUCCCAUCCAGAGGUUGAGCCCAAGAGCACUCUAACCACUCAGGUGUCAUUUGAAGGUUCCUCCAUGGUGGAGGUGUUCCAAGAAGAUCACGUGGACCCGCUGAGCAGCACACCUGUGGCGCACCUGUCCUUUCUUCUCAAACACAUCGCGCCCAUGGACUUUGUGAUCAACCAGGCUGCAAUUGUAUCAUCAGAAGUGGUGGAUACUAUUGAAACUAUGUUCAAUGGUGGUGGAAAAUCGGAUACACAUUGGAAGGAAACUGUAACUGGGAACGCCGGUGAAGGUACACACCAUUUGACAUUCUUUCCCGACAUAUGUGAAGGAUUACCGGAGAUGAAACUAGCCUGGCUGGGCCUUGAUCUCAUGUACAUUUGCUUGGUUGAUCAGGCAAGAGACAACGCGGACCCCAGAAGGCAUUAUGGUAUAAAUACGGAUGACUCAGGGUGUCACAUUGGUUAUACCAAACUUUUAAUGCGAGGAAUGACCGGAAAAGCCAGCUACCUUCCAAGUUCACCGAAUCCUGGAGCUGGCGAUAAUCUCAGGUUGUCAUUUGCAAUGAGAAACCGCACCGUUCAACUUCCCAUAAACUCUAUUUAUGGAUAUAAAUGCUUCAAAUGGCCAAAGAUUGCUGAAAAUUGGCUAACCCGAGAAAGGUGCGAAGGCUGGCCAUCUGAGGUGGUGAUCCAGAAUGUCAUGGAAGAAGGCUGCAUUGUGAUACCGUGGUCUCAUCCGUCGAUCCGAAGUCCAGACCUCGAGUGGAAAUUUUCAUUUGCAUUGUCGGAGAAGGUUUUGUUUAGAGAAGGACUUUCGCUGUCUCAAAAAUAUUGCUUCAUAGUGUUGCGAACAUUUUGCUAUCAUGUUCUAAGCACGUUACCACAGUUCAGCUUAUCGAUAUUGAAGAGCGUGUUCUUUUACGCCUGUGAAAGAAUCCCAGCAGAGUAUUGGGAAACAAGCCCGGCACCCUGCAUAUUGCACAUGCUAGAUGCGAUUCUGCGAGGAGUAAAUGAGAAAUGUCUGCCAAACUAUUUCAUCCCGACAAACAACAUGAUUGACCAUCUCUCCUCCGCCGAACUACAUCAAAUAGAGGACCAGAUUGUAGAACUUCGCUCGCAGCCGAUGUUGUUUUUACGGCAAAUUCAGGAUUUUGUGAGAAUUCUUCCGAACGGACAUGCCAUCAUUGACCAAGUAUGUGAAGAUGCUGAGCAUUUCCAAAGCAUCAGCGAUUCAACUCUCAAGGUUUUUGUCCCAUGUCGCAUUGAUGCCGCCAAAGGCCAGAUCAGGUCACUGAAAUACGACACGGCUUUGGAGACCCUCAACCAAGCUUUCCAGGACCGUCUGCGUGUUAGUACGUGUGAUGAUACCAUGACAUAUCAGAUGUUCCUGCAGGGGUCAAUCAGCGGUCUGGAAAUGAAUUCUACCGUAUGGUUUUCUACAUACGCAGACAAACAGCUGGAGGGACAGUUGUCCAAGUCUCUGAUACGAGAGACUUGCCAUGACAUGACGCUGGUGAGAUUGGAAACCUUACUUCCUCCGGAUGUUGCGGGCAGUUACGCCGCAUCAGAAAUGCCGAUCACCUUUGGGAGCAAUAUAGAGGACUUGUGUCACGAUUAUGCAGCUUUCUUAGUCUUUAUUGGAAAGAAGAACGGCGCUCUUCCCGUGCUGUACCACUGUCACAAACUUUACAAGCAAAGACAGGCCGAUGUUGCAAGCGGACAGAUUACUGAGACGUUCAGUGAUCGGACAAUGUUUUAUAUCUACGGAGGGAUUUACAAAAUCUAUUUCGAUCAAAACCAACUCGAGUUUUUCCGAGAAUUGCUCCAGGAUAUGGACGAGGUUGGACAAAGGAUAGACACGCCAGAAGUGUAUAUUUGUCUCACUAACAUCCAUAGGGAACUCGGCGAUACCUAUGGUAUGCAAAUGAUGGCGUCUAAAGUCACAAGCAAACCGGAGUACGAAGGCCAGCGGUUUGUUGUAAGCGUGCAACAAUGGCCGAUGUAUUAUAUCAGAUAAAUGCAGAAGCAGGAACGCACUUAACGCAGUGUUGUUGUACAAAUCCCACGUAUAGAUUAAUUGAAUGAUUGUUUCAUUUAAAUUGCAACAUUGUUGAUAUCCUGGGAUUUGUGUGGAAUACGUCUGUAGAUAUAUUGUAAAAAGAC